AUGGCCCACAACACGUCUCGGUCCGGGCUGAUUUGCCCUGAACCUUGCUGCGGGUCAACGUAUUCCACCAAGUCGAACCUCAAUAGACAUAUCAAAUCUAAGCAUGGCCCGAGGGUUUGGAUGGCCUGCCAGAAGGAAUUGCCAAAUCAGACUUGGAACGUCAAGCGGCACAUGCGGACUUGCGAUGAAUGCAAGAAACACGAGAAUCCUCAAGUCACGUCGAGUCCGUCCGUCCAGUCAGAGAGCAACAACAGCGCCAUCCUCCCAAUGCUGAACGAUGUUCCUCAGGACGCUCUAGUCAUGAACCAAUUCGAUGAUAUCGCUGAAGAUCAAGAUCUCUACGACUUGUUCCAAUGGAACCCGGAAGACUUCAAUUAUCCCCAGAGUCGCGAGGACAAGGCCUGA
Colletotrichum karsti is the source of this 405-nucleotide messenger RNA. RefSeq lists its product as uncharacterized. Lineage: Eukaryota; Fungi; Ascomycota; Sordariomycetes; Glomerellales; Glomerellaceae. Bases 1 to 405 code for a protein of 134 amino acids. The record is from RefSeq and is a predicted model, not a curated record. The transcript has a single exon.